ACAGGAAUGAGGUCUCACAGGUGUCUGCUGCUACCAUGAAAAAGAAGGCGGUCGGCGGCAGCGGGUGCAGCCACAUCAGCGCACCCAAGGAGACUGUCGCAUCCAAAUGCUCGAGAGGCAACAGCGGACAGAACUGCGCGGAGCCUGGUGGUUCACCCGGUGCGCCAAGCGGCGAGCAGCCCGGUGUGAGCAGCAGCGUCAUGAUGGACGAGAUGGAGGAAGGAGAAGAAGAGUCCAAGUUCCAGCAUCCGCGUUUGCGCCGAGCCGGGGGGAGCGGCAGCAGCGGAGGUGGAGGAGAAGGAGGCGGAGGCAGUAUCAGGAUGAAGAACUUUACGCCAGGAGGGGGAGCCGCGUCCUCGGCUUCCAGGAGAAACUCCAACAAGGAGCCCAGCCUUACGCACACAGAGGACGUUCCUGCCGCCUCACGGCCCACUGCUGCCUCCAGAGCCACCGAGACACCCUGUCCGGGCAAUGCUGCCCGACGCGGCGAGAUCAACCGAGCGUCUGGGGCGGAGGUGUCGGGAUCUACUGCCACGUUAGAGGCUUUAAACGCGACAACGAGUGAUGGUUGCAGGGGCGUCGCUCCCAUUUCCAGCAUGAAAUGCAACAAAAACGGAGAAUGCAGAAGGGACUCGGGGACCGGGAGCCUGCGCUCAAUAAUCUCCAAGCAGGAGAAGCAACCAGCGGGGUCGGGGAGAACCGAGGAAGGAGGGGGUGCCAAACGAGGAGCCUGUAACUCGACCACCGCUAUGGACGGUUCGAUCACACCAGGCCGGUCUCUAACCGGAGGGCAAGGAGGGGAGAACACAAACCCCGGGACCACCUCCGUGUCCAGCGGUGUCCCUGAGAAAAAGGACUCCAAGGUGUCCUUCUCUAACGCACCAAGUCGAAAAGCAUCUUCCUCGCUGCACGGCCAGACUCAGACUCAGACCCAACAGCCAAGGAACUCUGUAACUUUCCAGAAACCGGAGGAUGGACCGCCAAUUGUGCCAGCCGAGGAUGCAGAACCUCGAGGCAGCCAAGCCAGCUUCAUGCAGCGGCAGUUUAGUAGUAUGCUGCAGCCUGGAGUUAACAAAUUUUCCUUACGCAUGUAUGGUAGUCAGAAAGCUGUAGAAAAGGAGCAGGAGAGGGUAAAAUCAGCCGGAAACUGGAUUAUCCACCCUUACAGCGAUUUCAGGUUCUACUGGGAUUUUUCAAUGUUGCUGUUCAUGGUGGGCAACCUGAUCAUCAUUCCCGUGGGCAUCACCUUCUUCAAGGAAGAGACCACCACGCCCUGGAUCAUCUUCAAUGUAGUCUCCGACACCUUCUUCCUCAUGGACCUGGUGCUCAACUUUCGCACUGGAAUCAUCAUUGAGGACAACUCGGACAUUAUUUUGGACCCUGAAACCAUAAAAAAGACAUACUUAAAAACUUGGUUUAUUGUAGACUUUAUCUCCUCCAUCCCAGUGGAUUAUAUAUUCCUUAUAGUGGAGAAAGGGAUUGACUCAGAGGUGUACAAGACCGCCCGGGCCCUGAGGAUUGUUCGCUUUACCAAGAUCCUAAGUCUUCUGAGGCUGUUGAGGCUCUCCAGAUUAAUACGUUACAUUCACCAGUGGGAAGAGAUCUUCCACAUGACCUAUGACCUGGCCAGCGCGGUGAUGCGGAUUAUCAACCUGAUCGGUAUGAUGCUGCUGCUGUGUCACUGGGAUGGCUGCCUACAGUUCCUGGUUCCCAUGCUGCAGGACUUCCCAUCAGACUGCUGGGUGUCCCUCAACAAGAUGGAGAACGACACCUGGUCAGAGCUCUACUCUUUUGCUGUUUUCAAGGCGAUGAGUCACAUGCUGUGCAUCGGUUACGGCCGACAAGCCCCAGAGAGUCUGUCAGAUAUCUGGCUGACUAUGCUGAGUAUGAUUGUAGGAGCUACCUGCUACGCUGUUUUUAUUGGCCACGCAACAGCUCUGAUCCAGUCCCUGGACUCGUCUAGACGGCAGUAUCAAGAAAAGUACAAGCAAGUGGAGCAGUAUAUGUCCUUCCACAAGCUGCCCGCUGACUUCCGACAGAAAAUCCAUGACUAUUAUGAGCACAGAUACCAGGGCAAGAUGUUUGACGAGGAGAGCAUCCUGGGAGAACUCAGUGAACCUCUCAGAGAGGAAAUUGUCAACUUCAACUGUCGCAAGCUGGUAGCGUCCAUGCCACUUUUUGCCAACGCAGAGCCAAACUUUGUGACAGCCAUGCUGACGAAGCUCCGCUUUGAGGUAUUCCAACCACAAGACUACAUCAUAAGGGAAGGCACCAUCGGCAAAAAAAUGUACUUCAUCCAACACGGGGUGUGCAGCGUCAUAACCAAAGGGACGCUUGCAAUGAAGCUGUCAGAUGGCUCUUAUUUUGGAGAGAUCUGUUUACUGACAAGAGGCCGACGAACAGCGAGCGUUCGAGCAGAGACGUACUGUCGGCUCUACUCUCUGUCUGUCGACCACUUCAAUGAGGUGCUGGAGGAGUAUCCCAUGAUGAGACGAGCCUUCGAGACGGUUGCCAUUGAUCGUCUUGACCGAAUAGGUAAAAAGAACUCCAUCUUGAUGCACAAGGUUCAGCAUGAUCUCAACUCUGGUGCUUUCAACAACCGGGAGAAUGAGAUGAUCCAGGAGAUUGUCAAGUAUGACAGAGAAAUGGUGAAACUGGUGGACCUUCAGCGGCCACGGGCCAUGUCUAUGACCCCCUCCAUUGGUGGAAUCUUUGCCCCUCCGGGUCAGCCGCAAUCAGGCUCUGCAAUCGCCACCCUCCAGCAAGCUGUGGCGAUGAGUUUCUGCCCUCAGAUGGCUAGUCCACUGGUGGGUCCAGGCACCCUGCAGUCUCCACGCAUGGUGCGAAGGUUUCAGGUGAUGCAGAACCUAUCGAGUCCGAUCUCUAUGUCUCCUCUUCAGUCCCAGCCUCCCCAGACACCUGGAGGGGCAUUUGGAUCUGCAAUCUCCAGUCCACCGGUCCAAAGCCCCCUCACAGCUACAGGUCGGACUUUUCAGUACAUGGCAAGUGUAGGACCAUCUGGGUCCCAGUUGUCCCUUGUGCAGCACCAUGCACCCAGUCCCACACAGACCCAGCAGAGGCCUGCCUCACACAAAAGCACCCACUCUCUUCAUACAGACAACUUGAGCCAAGACACUCGGGCUCUAUCUGCCUCCCAGCCUUCACUUCCCCAGGAGGGAACACCACAAGCUUCCUCUGCAGCCCCCAGCCCUCCCCCCUCCACCCGCACCUCCAACUCCUCCAUCGGCCCCCCUCAGCCCCCUCACCAUAGCUUGCCGGGGCCCUCAGGGGUGGGGAGACCGGCGGGAGCUCAGCAGAGGGUUGCCUUUGCCUCCACACCCCCUCCUGGUGGACCUACUUGCAUGGGGGCAGUAGCAGCAGCUGCUGGAUCAGGAACUCCAGACUCUGCAGUUCCCAAGAAAGAUUCGAUUGUCAGCCUUCCGGAGCUAGACUCUGCCAGAUCCCGGCUUUCUUCCAACUUGUGACCCUGGAGGACUUCAGGAACGAGGCCUUUUUUUCGUAGGAGAAUCUGUUCGGUUAAAGGUCAGUCCAGCUGAUCCCUCAGCUCGCCACUGACUAAUCAGCUACUGCCAGCGCCACCGGUCACUUGACCUGGAUGCACUGUGCGUUGGUCUCAGCAGAAUGAAAAGAGCUACUCGACAUCUAGAAACACUUUGGCAAGAAGGAGUCUAUACAAUUAUACUAGAAUAAAAUUAAGGUUGAACUUGUCUGGUCUGCUGUGCCAGCACUUUUAGUCUUAGUAUCACCCCUUUCACUCUGCUUCCAAACACCUACUGCAUAUCGCUGUCUUUACUGUAAAGAUAUGAAGAAAAGUAUGAUUAAUGUACCUACUGCAUACUGUGUAGAAUCCAUGCAAUGCAAUCUAGCAGGAGCUGGACUUAAAAAUGAAAAUCAGGGACUUGAGGUAAAAUGACAAUGACAUUUUAAGUGUUCAAAAAUGUUUUAAGUGUUUUUUUCUUCCUAUAUACGCUGUCGUAGCAAACGAACUCCUUUUGUUCAAAAUUGUCGUGAAAAUAGUGUUUUAGACCGCUGGUCGAUCUUACAUCAGUGUGUAAAUAAUUGAUGAAAAAGGUGAGGAAGGAUAUUAUAUUCAUCAUAUCUACCCAAAAACCAAAGUUGAGCUUAAACACCAAGUCUGGUUGUGUCUGUAUCAACAACAACAACAACAACAAAAAAGAACAACAAAAAAAAAAGAAA
Molecule: messenger RNA, 4218 nt
Organism: Nothobranchius furzeri (turquoise killifish)
Lineage: Eukaryota; Metazoa; Chordata; Actinopteri; Cyprinodontiformes; Nothobranchiidae
Product: potassium/sodium hyperpolarization-activated cyclic nucleotide-gated channel 2
Biological process (GO): regulation of membrane depolarization; sodium ion transmembrane transport; potassium ion transmembrane transport
Cellular component (GO): membrane; dendrite; HCN channel complex
Molecular function (GO): voltage-gated potassium channel activity
Source: RefSeq, a predicted model, not a curated record